AUGUCCGUGCUGUUCGUGGAAGAGCGGACAUCUAUUGAGCGGCAGCUGGCGCGAGGCAAGCGGGCAACGAUACACAACGCCAAGGUGAAGGAAACGGGCAUUGGUGAGUUAGCGCCUGAACGGCCCACCGACAUGAGCGAGAAGGCAGCGGCGAAGCGCUAUGCCAUCUUCAAGCAGCACUUUGCCACUCUCACCACCCUCCAGCAGCGCUUUCCUUUCCACCUCAUCAACGCCCAGGACUCCAUCGAGCAGGUCCGAGCGCGCAUCAUCAAGCAAUUCGAGUACCAGAGCUCUCUUGAGCUGGACGAGGAGUCCCCUACUGGCGGGGAGGGCACCGGCAGCAUUCCGUUGGCGUCCAAGAUCAUCGUGCAUGCUCGCCAAAAUCUGGUCAAGCGGCUGGAUGACUAUCAGACCUACGAAUCCCCCCUUUUCCAGAAGGUGAUUGACAUCAUACUGAAGGAGUUUUUGCCCAGCAUUGAGCACCAUGCGAUGUCUGGUUCGGUGCUCAUCCGGUCUGCCGACCCCGUUUUCGAAGAUCAGAAGGCAGUCAACAUGGCUGUUGACAUCCUUUCUGAACGUGGCUAUUCUGUCUCUUUUGACACAAAAGUUGAGGACUCUGACCACUCCUGA
This is a messenger RNA of Acanthamoeba castellanii str. Neff, 630 nucleotides long. Its product is annotated as adenylate kinase. Lineage: Eukaryota; Discosea; Longamoebia; Acanthamoebidae. The record is from RefSeq and is a predicted model, not a curated record. The coding region runs from base 1 to 630 and encodes 209 amino acids. The transcript is spliced from 5 exons.